Molecule: messenger RNA, 6138 nt
Organism: Leucoraja erinaceus (little skate)
Lineage: Eukaryota; Metazoa; Chordata; Chondrichthyes; Rajiformes; Rajidae
Gene: plekhd1
Product: pleckstrin homology domain containing, family D (with coiled-coil domains) member 1
Exons: 13
Coding region: 177-1721 (514 amino acids)
Source: RefSeq, a predicted model, not a curated record
UUUGUGUCUCUCCCUCCUUCUCUCUCCUCCCCUCUAUCUCUCCAUCCCUUCUCCUUUUCUCUUUCCCUCCGUCCCUUCUCUCCCUCACUCCUCCCUCGUUCCCUCCCACUCUCCCUCCCUCCCGCCUAUGCUUCCCUUUACACCUCCCUCUGACCGCCCUGCUCCACCCCCUGCCGAUGUGUCCCUCCUUCCCUCGCCAGCAUCGCCGGGCGAUGUUCAGCUCCAAGUCGGCUCCCACCCUGCCGUCCUACUUCAGCGAGGGCUCGGAGACGGACAAGCUGGAUAUCAGCACCAAGGUCCAGCUGCACGGCGUCCUGUGGAAGCGGCCGUUCGGCAGGCAGUCAGCCAAAUGGUCCAAGAGGUUCUUCCUUGUCAAGGACAGCUUCUUGCUUUAUUAUGCUGAGAAUGAAAGGAAAAACUUUGAGAGUAACAAAUACUUCAACAUUCACCCCAAGGGGGUGAUUCCGCUGGGCGGAUGCAUCGUGGAGGCAAAGGAGGAGUCCAACAUGCCCUUUGUGAUGAAGAUUUCGCACGAUGAUUUCCACGGGAACAUUUUACUCGCAGCGGAGACUGAAUUUGAUCAGCAGCACUGGCUGCAUAUGCUGCAGGAAUCCGGGAAGGUAACGUGGCAGAAUGCACAACUCGGGGAGGCGAUGAUCGGAAGCCUGGAAGCCCAGGGCUUGCAGCUGGCCAAGGAGAAGCAAGAGUACUUGGACAAGCUGAUGGAGGAGACCGAGGAACUGUGUCUGCAACGGGAGCAGAAAGAGGAGCUGCAGCGACUAAACCAUAUCCUUGAGGCGGAGAAAAACAAGAUUGAGGAAAUGGUGCAGGAUUUGAGGUUGGAGCAAGAACAGAUAAAGAGUGAGCUGGAGGUGACGGUGAAGUCAUUAACGGCAAUUGAGGAAGAAAAGAAAGAUUUGCACCAACUAUCAGAAUCCCUGCAAAACAAUUUAGAGACUCUGUCGCAGGAAAAGCAGAGGACCCUGGAGAAGCUGCAGGACAGCGAGCAGCAGACACAGCAGCUGACCAGCCAGAACGUGCAGCUGUCCGAGUCCAGUGGCUCCUUCCGCACCAUCCUGCAGCGCAUCGAGGACGACAUGAAGAAGCUGCAGGGAGAGAAAGUGCUGGCGGAAGAAAGGUUGCGGGAGAGGGAGCAGCGAUCGUUGGCGCUGCAGGAGGAGCGGGAAUUUUACUCCAGCCAGUCCCGGGAGCUGCAGCUCUCACUGUCCGAGCUCACCGCCGCGAAACAGCAGACUGAGAGCGAGCUGAGGGAGGAGAUGAAGUCUCGCGUGCAGCUGGAGCGCCGGCUGAAGGAUGCGGAGGAGGCCUUGGUGCGGCUGGAGCAAGGGCUGUCCUCCAACGAGCGCACUGUCGAGAGGACCGAGCGGAUGAAGGGAGACGUGGGCGAGCUGAGGAAGUUCUUUGAGGAGUGCAUCCGGAAGGCUGAGAUCGAGGCCAACCUGCCGAUCAUCAUGAAGAACUCUGUCUACGUGCAGCGGGCCGCCGCUCGCCGGAUAAAGAGCUGCCGGUUCCGCCGGAGGAAGUCCACCGCCGUCUGGAACUCUUUCGCGAACAAUUCCCACUCUCUGGCUGUCCCCCAAGGUGAAGGUGAAGAGGAAAUGGAGGAGCUGAAGGAAACAGCCAGGAAACUGAGCAGAGACCGCCGUUUCCGCGAGACCGUCUACAAGUACAUGACCUUCAAAGAUUCCUCAAAGUCCUGAUGCUCGUGAGAGGAAGUUCUGCUUUGCUGUAAUGUGAUGCUUAUAUUUUAGGAGCUGUUUUCAAUGCCAACCUAUGUAAAGCUGGGUGGGCAUGAGUAGGUCAAUGCAAUAGACUUUUAGUUUCACCUCUGCACUAGCAGCCAGCAGCAGGCUACUUUAAUCAACAUCUCUGCUGUCUAUUAGUGAGCUGGGUUCCAAUGGAGUUUUGGGACCUUGACUCAUUUCUUCAUACGUUGUAAACUAUUCCCUGGUUUAGCCCGCUUGAUCAGAACUCCCAGGAUGCCGAGCGUGGGAUUGCAGUUCAAGGAGGAACAGCUCUUGAAAUCACAGUGCCAACGGCUGGCUAGAGUUAGGUGGAUGUGAGGGUCUGUAUUUACUCUGCACUUUUAUCUUGAGUUCCAUUAACUCCAGCCACCAAACUCGAGAACCAGUUUCAUUUGCAACAUCCCUCAGUUUAAUAAGUGAAACAAUUAAUGUGAUCAAUUUAAAGGAGCAAACUGUUCGUGAGGGAGCAAAUCUUAUUAAAAGCCACUGUGGUAUUAUAAUUAAAACUGUUGAAGGGAUCUCCAGAGAUGUGUCUCGUGCAUUUGCUAGUACAUUCUCAGAAGUGUCACCAGCCAUGGUUUUGUCACACAUCUAAUUAAAACAUUCAUGUGGCACAAUUGGAAACGUUUCUGGGGCGGUUAUUUGCUGCACUGCUGGUGUAGGAAGGGCACAAGAAACCACAAAGAUUGGACAAUAUCCAUGGCACCUAUUUUGCAUUCACAGUCUUCCUUGUAGUUCCCUGAUCUCUCUGGAUCACUGCACAAUCCUACCAUGACCCUAAUUGAUGUGUCAGGGUCAUUGACUGAACCUUUGCGAAUUCCAGUUGGAAUGUGUAUGGUGCUGGGUGAACCAGAAUCAAGGCUUGUGAGCUUGAGGGCAGCAGAGAAUCAAUUUAAUUCCGGUCCAGCUACAGAGACAGGGUCUUGCUUGGGACAGCUGAAAGCUUGUCAGCGACAGGGAAUGCAUUCCCUGUUGGCACGGUUCUAUGCACUAAAACCUCUGCAGCAGCACAGUGCAAAGGAAAAGGAAGUGGCUAACUCAACAAAUAGCAGACAUCUGCAUUGGGUUUUCUGUAUCUAUUGGGGAAGUACAUGUGAGGCAAGUGUUUUUUCUGAGGAGGAAACAAUAGAAAAACCCCUGCCUGUGGGAUGAAGACCUCUCUCUGUGGUGGCUGAUGGGAUCAGAAUGAACAGAGAAAUAAAUUCUCUACAAUCCAUGAACAGUGCAACAUAAACCCCACUCCAGAGAUUUCUAGGUAAGGUGAAAACCAGACCACUCUGGGGAAGCAAAAUUCAGGAAGGGCUGUCUCUGAUCAAUUCAAGAGGUUGAAGGAAGUCUAGGAGUCCAUUGUGGCUCUGAUAAAUGUCACCAGGGACUCACUGUCUGACCUAGCCACGUCCACCUCUUGCUGAAUAUAGUGCAGACAGUCAGCUUCCACUACACUACACUAAUAUGUGCACUAGAACACUCAGAUCUUUCAAAGCCUGAUUAGGAUAUUUUUGUGGCCCAAUGCUGACGGUUCAUUAUGAUAUGGUACUUUAUUUGUCACAUGUACCGAGGUACAGUGAAAUCCAUUUUUGUAUACAGUUCAGUACAUGUAUCACUACACAUAAGCACUUAGAUACUUAUUAGAUAAGCAUUUCAGAUACAGUUCAAAUGUAGUACACUAUUACAGUAUAGGGCAUCGCCAGUUUGGCAUCAUUUUCAAGUCCCAGUUGUAAGUGCAGGAUGCUUGAUCUGACCAUGAAGGAUCUGUUGUCCUGGUCGCGUUGCAGGGUCGGCCUGGCCAAGUGGUAUUCUCCGCCACUGCAGGCUGUGUCCAGGCCACAUGCUCGGCCUCUUUGAGCGACGCCUGGACCAGCUGAGCCCCAGGCAGCUGCAGGACCUCCAACCGCCGAGGCCAUGCACUCCCUUCCGCAGCCGAUCUGCUAACCGGCCCUCCAGGUGGGUUCCCAUAGGUCCUCGACCCGAGGCGGGCGAGCCGGGUCUUCCGGGCGGUUCCCCAGGCUAUGGGCUGCGGCUCUCCGGGAUACUCCCCACCCCGCUUGCGGCUCCCCGGGAUACCCUCUGUUCACAUGCAAAGAAAGACUUAAUUCUAAGGUAAAUGCAAUUUACCACAUGUAAGCCCAAUUCUCUGAGAUGAGACAAGAACAGUCCGUAAUCUAGCAACAUCUUCAAUACUCACUAUACUCCACAAUACUUCGUCACUUAAAUCCAACUAUUGUAUCCACUUCCACCACCUGCAGUGAGUUCCAAGCACCCACCACUCUCUGUGUAAAAAAAACUUGCCCUACACAUCUCCAUAAUAGACAAUAAGUGCAGGCGUAGGCGAACAUUUGCCCUCCUUACAUCCAGUUCCUUAACACAAACAACGAUGAACGAUCCUGAUAUGCAAUCCUGUGAAACUGCACUAAGCUUCAAACGAAUCGAAAUCCGACCACAACCAUUCUACGUCCCUUCAGCCAAAUAACAGUCUAUCUAAUUACAGAGACAUUGAAACUUAUUUUGACACAAGCCAUGGCCUAUCAUGUCCAUGGCUUAAAAUAGACCAAUUAAUCCCACUUCCUGAAUCUGGUCCAUAGCCGUGUAGGUCACAGCUCCUCCAGUCCACAUUCAGGCAUGGUUUAAAGUCACUGGGCUUUCUGCCUCAGUUGCCCUUUCAGGCAGAGCAUUCCAGACACCCACUCCCUUCUAAUCCAACCAUUUUACUUAAACCAUGCCCCUGGCCUUUGCAAAAAGAAAUAACUCUUCUGUUUAUCCUGCAUAGACCUCUCAUCAUUUUACACGCCUCAAUUAUAACACACCACAAUUAAAUCAUUCCUCCAUUCCCUUUAUUUCAAAGAAAACACCUCCAAUCUCUUCCUUUAAUUGUAAUCCCUCUGUCCUGGCAACAUUCUCUUCUGUCUCCCUUAUACUUUGUCGCUAUUAUAUCCUUUGUUUGUAUUGCAACCGGUACAUUUACUCAACUGUUUCAUGCAAGACAUCUUUACCCUCAUUGUCACUGGCUCCACUGGUAUAGGCAAGUAUGUGUAGGUAGGAACUAUAGAUGCCGGUUUAAACCGAAGAUAGACGCAAAAAGCUGGAGUAACUCAGCAGGUCAGCCAGCAUCUCUGGAGAAAAGGAAUAGGUGACAUUUUGGGUUGAGACCCUUCUUCAGACUGAGAGUCAGGUGAAAGGGAAACAAGAGAUAUAGAUGGUGAUGUAGGGAGAAAUAGAACAAAUGAAUGAAUAAAUAUGUAAAAAAGUAUGGUUUCACUUCCACCUUAUCCACCUGCCACACUUUCUUCAUAUUUUGUCCACAUUUUGGACAUGCACUCCAAGAUGCCUCUAUUCUUCUAAGCAAGCUGUAUUUUAUCAUGAAGGUAGAAGGAAACAUGAAGUGCUGGAGAAACUCAGCAGGUCAGACAGCAUUGGAUGGAAUGGAAAGAUGGCAUUUCGGGUCAGGGUCCUUCUUCAGACUGAUAGGAGUAAGAAUGAGAAAGCCUGAAAAGAGAGGUGGGGCGGGACAAGAUCUGGCAGGCGAAGGGUGGAUACAAGAGAGGGGGUUUUGAUUGGCAGAUGGGUAAAGUAAAUGACAAAGGCUAAAGGUGAAAAGGAGACAAAAGAGUAUCAGAUAAGGAGAGAAGAGGAGGAGGAAUGAGAUAACACAUACCAAUGAGCAUUUUCAUGGGAGACGAACAGCAUAGAAUGGAAUGAAGAAGUCAUAGAUUCAAGCCAUCCCAAUAGCUCAUGUAGACAAGGAAUUGCAGAUGCUGUUUUACAAAAAAAAGUCACAAAGUGCAGGAGAAACUCACUGGGUCAGGCAUCAUCGUUGGAGAACAAGGAUCAGUGAUGUUUUGGGUCAGGAACCAUCUACGGAACAAUAAGAGCAGUGGAGUCCGAAAAAGGGCUCCAACUCAAAAAUCCACCUAACCAUGUUCUCCAGGGAUCCUGCCUGACACACUGAGUAACUCAAGUGCAUUGUAGUCUUUUUUUCCCCAUUGCUCAUGUUUCAGGGUAGCACGUUGAAGCUCUGUAUGAGCCAGUCCGUGUGUGCACAUUGUUCCCGAUCCAAACAGUUCAAUCUUACUCAUCAUAACCAGAUGCCAUGAGAUUACUAAGAGAUGCAAAAUCUUUUCAUUGCAGUACCGUUAUCUGCAAUAAAUUACCAUUUAGUAUGAGAGAGACAAUCAAAGCAGCAGACCUGAUGCUCAGCUUCCACAUACUAAAUGAUAAUGAGAAGAUGGAAUUAGCAGGCUCUGGUAGGUUCCUGGGAACACCACUAGCAGCAGGCUCAUCUCCAUACCACACGCACAACAUCCUGUCUUGGAAAUAUAUCCCUUCACCAUCACUGAACAUCCUCCCCGACAUCGCUGUCGAGGGUAGCAUCACC